Molecule: messenger RNA, 726 nt
Organism: Lathyrus oleraceus (garden pea)
Lineage: Eukaryota; Viridiplantae; Streptophyta; Magnoliopsida; Fabales; Fabaceae
Product: cell wall / vacuolar inhibitor of fructosidase 1
Exons: 1
Coding region: 128-682 (184 amino acids)
Biological process (GO): negative regulation of catalytic activity
Molecular function (GO): enzyme inhibitor activity
Source: RefSeq, a predicted model, not a curated record
AAAUCAUAAAUUUUGAACUAGCUCGCCGACCAAACUAACCUUAAAUACCAGCCAAGUAAAAACAUAGCUCACUCAUUCCAUCAUUCCACAAAAACAACAGAUUCUUGGUUCCUAGUCACAACAAAAAAUGAAGAAAACUUCAACUUGUGUCACCUUUUUCCCUCUUCAUAUUCUUCUUCUCUCUUGUUUCCUUCUCCAUCUCACUCAAUCCUUUCCUCUAAUGAAAGACGAAGACGAUGAUUUGGUUGAUCAAAUAUGCAAAAAGACACCAUUUUAUGACCUAUGCAGCUCCAUCUUACAUGCCAACCCUCUAGCUCCGAAAUCUGAUCCUAAAGGCAUGGCCCUCAUAAUGGUUAACGACCUCUUGGCAAAUGCUAGUGACACACUGAGUUUCAUUGAAGAGCUUAUCAAACAGACAUCAGACAAAGAGUUGGAGCAACAGUUGGCUUUUUGUGCUGAGUCAUAUAUUCCGGUUGUGAAAUAUAUUAUUCCACAAGCAGCUGAAGCUAUAAGCCAAGGUAGAUUUGGGUUUGCAAGUUACUCCAUUGUUGAUGCUGAGAAGGAAAUUGAUGCUUGCAACAAGAAAUUCUCUGGUAGUUCAGUCUUAGGUGAUAGGAAUAGCAUUAUGCAGAAGCUGGUGGAUGUAGCCGCAGCCAUUGUAAAGUUAUUAUUAAAUGGUUGAUUUGUUUAUUCUUAUUCAAUAAAUAAAUACUUGAUUUUAGAUUA